AGUUUUAUCUGACUGGUUGCCACGAUGUAAAAUUUCCGGUUUUGUAAUUGACACAUUUGUUUGGUAAAACGCUUUUAUUUCCGCUAUUAAGUAAGCAACUGAGUGUUAAUUGGAUCGUUAUUUGUACGAGGGGCCGAGCCUUGUAGCAGAGACAUCUGCUACCACUAUUCAUGGGACUUUGCACAGAAUGUGUGUAACCGGACCGGGGCAAAUCUGUGCCCUUGUUGUUAAUGGCACAACACAACUCGCUUUCUGCGUUUACUCUUUUAUUCAUUUAUAGUUCACAUUAUUUUCAACAAAUUCCAUCUUUAUAUAUUACAUUCUUAAGCAUUCCUUCUUAACUCUAUUAAAUUCUUAUCAGAUCUUCUUUAACAAAUUCCAUCCUCCUAUUUCCAACUGUCUCUCUAACUUGUAACUGACUUUCUAACUUUUCUCUUACUGACCUCUACUUCCUUCCUUCAUCAACUAACUUGUCACUCUUUUGAAACCCUCUCAUCCCUAAUACCAAGUCACACCCACACAUCUCACUGACCAAUCCUAUCUCUCAUUCAUCCAUCGAUCAUACAGAUCCUUAAUGCCAAGUCACACCCACACAUCUCACUGACCAAUCCUAUCUAUCUCUCAUCCAACAUACAGUACCUUACUUCCUUACUUCUAUAAGACUGUAAUUAAUUAGCACCUAGUCUAAGAAUCUUUAGUCACAGUCAUUAUUUAUAGCUAGAGCUGAUAAGCAUACAGUCAGCAUACAGUCUGCAUAUUGAGUGUGAAUUUAACAUGAGAAGACUUCCAAGACUGUAACUAACACAAUGUAAUCAAUAUCAAGUUAAACAUGUGGUUCCAAGUAACCUUCUACUGCAAUUCAGUAGACAAAGAAAUCAUAUUCAAACAUAUUCACAGAAAUCAAUUCAAUAUCUUUAAAACUGUAACUAUUGUAUUGUAUGAAUUUAUAAUGUACUCAAUAAAAAAUCAAAUAAUAAUAUAAUAAUAUUUGUAACUCUGUGACAUGUGCAUUACCCCCAUCAUGCACAGCAAGUGGGCCCAAUAUACUUCUGCAGCCCCAGAAAAUGCCAUGUCUUUGGCAUGUGUGCAGAAGGGUCAGGAAAACAAGUGUUCUAUCUAAUGGAUGAAGCAGAACUGCCAGAGAAGGGUGCUGAAAGUGUUGUCAGCUUGGCUCACCAUCAUUUCCAACACUUUGGUGUUGGAGAAAAGCAUGCAGAGAUCCACUUUGAUAAUGCAGUUGGACAAAACAAGAACCACACAGUGAUUUGGUAUGCCAUGUGGCGGACUCUGACAGGACUCCAUGAAACCAUGAGCCUGAACUGCAUGAUUACUGGACACACCAAGUUUGCCCCAGACUACCACUUUGGCAUCUGGAAGCUUAAGUGGAGGUCAUCCAAUGCAGAGACCAUGGAGGAGAUUGCUGGUAGUGUUACAGCUUCAUCAAAGUCAGGCCACAAUGUUCCACAGCUGGUCCAAGAUGACAACAAACCGGUUGUCUUCUUCGCUUGGAAAACUUACCUGGAACAGUUUUUCAAGCCAUUGAAAAACAUAACCAAGUACCACCAUUUUACUAUGGAUCGGUCGAAACCAGGUAUUGUUACCUGUAAGGAGAACAUGGAUUCGGAAGAAAUGUGUUUCAAUAUAUUGAAGCCUUUGAGUCCGGCAGCUGGAGAACUCCCACCCACCAAACCAGCCCUGGGCCUUGACCUGCGCAGACAGUGGUAUUUGUAUGACUCAAUUAGCCCAUUCUUCAGAGCAUACAAUGCCAGGGAUACUGUGUGUCCAAAACCAUCAAAGCCAAAAGUUAAAAACCAAGGAAUGGACAGUGACAGCCUACCUAGAAAAAGGAAGCACAGCCUUUAACCGUUAUCUUAACACCAUGGCAACUAAAGUGUUCCCUCAGCCUUGUAGUAAUACAUCAAGAUUUAUCAAUGUAUUUCAUCCAUUUAAUGUGAGGUUUUACACAUGUAUGUAUGACAGAGAUAAUAUUAAUUUAAAUAUCGGUAGUGUUACAGAUGAAACACAAACAUUGCUGUUAUGUUCAAUAUAAAACUUGCUAUGACAUAUUUUUGACAAAGUGCCAUUAGGUUUGUGGUCUCUUCUUUUUCUAAAUGUAAAUAUUGUUUUAAAUUUUCGUUUUAAAAAUGUGCAUACCAACCUAUUUGAAUGUGUGAUCAUACAUGUGUUUAUAAUGUUUGCCAUUUAUUUGUUGAAAAGAGAUAAUGCCACCUUUAUUCGAUUAUAUAAGGCGGAAAGAAUAACAAUUCAAGUAGUGUUUCCAUAGCAACAGGAAAAUUAUUAAGGUUAUUUAUUAAUAGGUCCAGUUUACAACAACAAAUAAAAAGUAUAUUUAUAUAUAUAUUAUACAGUUAUAGGCUUACACUCCAUGGAAUCUUUAAAAAGACUCAUCUUAAUUUGUAUGUUAUGGUGAAAAAAACUUAAUAUUAAACACAUUAUAACAUACUUUAAAAUGUCCAAAUAAUGCAAACCGGUUCAGUAUUGUUACUCUAUGUAUCAAAAUUAAGGCUUUUAAAGCAGGUUCAAUGUAUUUCUCUCCUAACAUAUUUGUUUAAAUACUACAAAAUGUUUAAUUUUAUCAUUUCAACCAUUUAAGGUAUAUUUUUACCACGGUUGCCAUGGCAACCAUUUUAAGAGUUAAUUUGAGAUUGUUAUGGAAUCAUCUUAAAGGAAUAAUAUGUUCUGGGUUGCAGUAGAUUUAUUCCAUUACUUGUUUGUUGGUUUGAAGUUGUUAACCUUGAAUGUUUACAUUAACUUGUAAAUAAAUUAUUUAAAAGUAA
Molecule: messenger RNA, 2798 nt
Organism: Dreissena polymorpha
Lineage: Eukaryota; Metazoa; Mollusca; Bivalvia; Myida; Dreissenidae
Exons: 5
Coding region: 1081-1863 (260 amino acids)
Source: RefSeq, a predicted model, not a curated record